CAAAAAAACACACACACACACACGGAUUCAAGUCAUCUCUGAACCGCAGAGAUUCUCCUUCAGUCGCUUCGUGUAUUUACAGCUGCCGCUGCGAAAAACGACUAGAUAGAAUGGGCACGACCUGCUCUUCUCGAAUCACAGCCGUUUGGAGAUAAGAGGGCGGAAACGCGAGUAAAACAGACGGAGGAGAUAGAAAAACAGACGAGGAGCGCGAGAAGGCCGAGCCCAUCGAGGGAGCGCGAGAGCAGUCUGGUUUCUCACGCGACAGGCGCGCGGCGCUCAACUGGAUUUGCUGCUCAACCCGACGAGGACGAAAACACGCCCGUAGCACACCGUACAUGUGGAUUAUUCGUGGAAAUUUCUUAAUUUCCUAUUCCUCAGAAACUACAUAAACGUCCAGUAGCGAUAGACCUUCACCUUCCGCGGAGAGGUCGGUGACUGACAGGACUCAACUCCCCAUGAUGCACAGCGUUUGUGACAAGACCACACCCACUUUCAGUGUGUAGAGGAAGUUGCAUCGUCAGCAUGUCCUCGCACCAUCAGUCAGUGCCUCAGGGUCGGAGGGCUGUGGAUGCUCGUCACCUUCCUAGUCCUGCCACCCUACCUCACCACACUGACUAUAAAACAAAAUCUGAUAUUGGUGGACUGGUGGACUACCAUCCUCACGCUCGGGACUAUGGUUCCCAUCUGUCCCAUGGAUCCCUGGCCCAGCCUCACCGUCGCAGACCAUCCCUUCUCUCUGAAUUUCAGCCAGGCAGUGAAAGAGGUCAAGAGCCCCACAUCCGAUAUGAACACAUUUACCUACAGGACCCCGGCAGCCAAUCAGAAGUGGAAUACUCAGAGAUGAAGCGUCCUCGCAUGGAAAUCGGGACAGAGUCUCUUAUUCGUCACUCAGCUCAUCGUCAGCCCCCCACUGUGGGUGGAGCUGAGGAAAUGGCAAAGGAGCACAGCAGCAGCAGCAGUUCCAUUGGAAAGAUUGAGCCCAUCUCUCCCGUGAGCCCAGUGCCCAUGGAGCACGACCUGGACCUGGUUCCCUCUCGCCUCUCCAAAGAGGAGCUAAUCCAGAACAUGGACCGGGUGGAUCGGGAGAUCACCAUGGUGGAGCAGCAGAUCUGUAAACUGCGUAAAAAACAGCAACAGCUGGAGGAAGAAGCUGCGAAACCCCAGGAGCCAGAGCGCACCAUCUCACCUCCACCUAGUGAAGCCAAACACCGCAGCCUUGAUCAGAUCAUCUAUGAUGAAAACAGGAAAAAGGCAGAGGAGGCUCAUCGCAUCCUGGAGGGACUCGGACCCCGAGUAGAGCUGCCUUUGUAUAACCAGCCGUCUGAUACCAAGCAGUACCAUGAGAACAUCAAGAUAAAUCAGGCAAUGAGGAAGAAGCUCAUUCUGUAUUUCAAAAGAAGAAAUCAUGCUCGAAAACAGUGGGAACAGAAAUUCUGCCAGCGCUAUGACCAGCUAAUGGAGGCCUGGGAGAAGAAAGUUGAGCGCAUCGAGAAUAACCCACGCCGUAGAGCCAAAGAGAGCAAAGUGCGGGAGUAUUACGAAAAACAGUUUCCUGAGAUCCGCAAACAGAGGGAGCUGCAGGAGCGCAUGCAGAAUAGAGUGGCUCAGCGAGGUGGCGGUUUGGCCUCAGCAGCCCGCAGCGAACAUGAGGUUUCUGAGAUCAUCGAUGGCAUCUCAGAGCAAGAGAACUCAGAGAAGCAGAUGCGUCAGUUAGCUGUGAUUCCUCCCAUGCUGUUUGAUGCCGAGCAGCAGAGGAUAAAGUUCAUCAACAUGAACGGGCUGAUGGACGAUCCCAUGAAGGUCUACAAAGAUAGACAGGUCAUGAACAUGUGGAGUGAACAGGAGAAGGACACUUUCCGUGAGAAGUUUAUCCAGCACCCAAAAAACUUUGCCCUGAUAGCCUCCUUUCUGGAGAGAAAGACAGUGGCUGAGUGUGUCCUGUUCUACUACCUGACUAAGAAGAAUGAGAACUACAAGAACAUUGUUCGCAGGAGCUACCGUCGCCGAGGCAGGAGCCAGAAUAACCAACAGGCACAGCAACAGGUGAACCGCAACAAUCAGGAAGAGAAAGACGACAAGGAGAAAGAAAAGGAGGGAGACCACGAGGAGGAAAAAGCAGAGGGAGAUGAGAAAGAGGAUGGCAUGAAAGAUGACACCUCUGGUGAGGACGGGGAGGAGAAAGAGCCUCCUGUAACCGCUAAAGGCAGGCGCACCGCAAACAGCCGCGGUCACCGGAAAGGACGUGUCACUCGCUCUAUGACCAACGAGCAGGAAGAGAACACUUCACCGCUAAGCAGUGAGCUGGCUAAUCUGGAGAUGAAUGAAAGUUCUCGCUGGACUGAAGAGGAGAUGGAGACCGCAAAGAAAGGUCUGCUCCAGUAUGGCAGAAAUUGGUCCGCUAUUGCCAAGAUGGUGGGCUCCAAAACAGUCUCUCAGUGCAAGAACUUCUACUUUAACUACAAGAAGAGACAGAAACUGGAUGAGAUUCUGCAACAGCAUAAAAUAAAAUCGGAGAAAGAGCGUAAGGCCAGACGUAAAGGUAAAGCUCUUCAGAACGAGGAAGCCAGCGCUCCAUCUGCUGCAGAGGAAGAGGAGAUGGAGGGAUCGGGAGUCAGCGGCAAUGAGGAGGAGGCUCAGGAGGACGGAGAGGGUGGAGCCAAUAACAGCUCAGACACUGAGAGCCUCCCUUCCCCACGCUCUUCAGAUGACAGCAAGGUCAAAGAAGAGGGCUCUGCACGGCCCAAAACUGCACCCAACGCUACUUCCUCCUCGUCCUCAACGGAUAAGGACAUGGCAGCUACGGAGACGGGGCCGGAUGAAAUGCCAAAAGUGGAGAAAGGAGAAGUGGAACAGGGAGGAGUGAAGCAGGAGGUAAAGACCGAACUGGAGGAGUGUGGUAAUGAGGCAGCAGGAGAAGAUAAGAAGCCUCCUGCCCUGGAGGUGGAGGAGGGAAAGAAAGAGGUCAAAAAGAAAGAGCAUGGAGGAAAGAGCGGAGCUCAAGACAGCGACUCCAGCGCCACAUGCAGCGCCGAUGAGGUGGAGGAGACAGAAAGCUCAGACAAGAACAGGCCAAGUUUGUUGAGUUUCGCCCAUGAUGGAGUGAUCACUUCUCCAGUUCAGAAACCGCUGGACCUCAAACAGCUCAAGCAGAGAGCAGCCGCUAUACCUCCCAUAAUGCCAGAGGUGUCGGUAGCAGGACGUGAUAACCGGCCCAGGUUGUUGGGGAAGCAGCAGGCUAUGCCUCACGCUCUUGCAUUGUACCAGCAGCAGAUUACCAUGGCUCAUGAAUCUUCCCAGGAGGCCAAACAGCAACAACCACAGCCAACCAAAUCUCAGCAUAACACAGGGGGCGGAGAUUCAAGCAGCCCACGGGUCAGGACUCGCAGCCCUGGUCUCUCUGAGAGAGAGAGAGAAGAGCUGGAGGGGAACGAGAGAUGGCUUCAGGCUCUGCUUCAUGGAUUACAUAAAUCUCGGGCAUUCUCUCCUCUUGCGGAUGGUAAAAAGAUUCCCGGGGCAGAUGACGUUCGGGCUAUAGGUCUAGGCCGGCCAGUGAUGUCACCGUACCAGCUCUCUCCCAGAGACAUGGCCAAACUCAGCCAUGAACAGCUGCUACUCUACAAUCCCUCAUUGGCACCCACUCUACAGCCACAGGAGAGAAUGGCUGCAGUGCGGCCUCUCCAUAUCCCAGAACCCCCUCCUCUCAUCUCCUCUGCCAAACCUGGUGGUUCCAUCACGCAGGGUACUCCGGUGCAAUUGCACAACCCUUCUCAUGGCUCCGACCAUGGGAAAAUCCCAGCACCAGGAUCCCUGGCUCUCUCCUGGAUGGACCAGAGGAAAAUGGGAGGGUUUCCAGUGGUUAAACAGGAGCAGUUGUCUCCACGCGGCGCCGCCUCCUCUCAGACUGAGAAUCUCUCCUCACAGGACAGCACUACGUCACGGGGCCCCAUGCCAGCUGUUCAGGGUGGCAGUAUCACGAAGGGCAUCCCUGGCACACGUGUGCACCAAGAACCUUCCAUAUCAUAUCGAGGAGGUUCAAUCACUCAGGGCACUCCUGCAGAUGUCUUGUAUAAGGGCACAAUAACCCGUCUGAUCACCGAGGACAGCCCCAGCAGAGAGAGAAGCAGAGAAGACACUCCUACUAAGGGGCACGUAGUCUACGAGGGCAUCAGUGGACACAUCCUCUCCUUUGACCGGGGUCCAAAUUCUAAGGAAGAGAGUCGAGGAGAUAUGGCUGGGCUGAAGAGGACCUAUGACAUGAUGGAGGUUGGCAUUUCUCGUGUACCACCCAUCAGAGACUCACUAUCUGCCGCUGAAGGCUUGAUCAGUCGAGCAAUGCCUCACGAGCGUGAUAGUCCUCAUCUACACCACAUCCGUGGAUCCAUAUCCCAAGGAAUCCCGCGGGAUGACUGUCAGCGCCGGGAGGUUAAACAGAUGAAAAGAGAGGGUUCCCCAUCACCCCGUGGCCCUGGUCAUCCCACUGACACUCUUAAAUCACGCUCUCACGAGAGUAUGGUGACCACUGUCAAAGAGGGAGGACGCUCCAUCCACCUGAUCCCUCCUGAGGGGGUUGUGAUAGGCAAGCCUAAGGAGGGCUCAAUCACCCAGGGUACCCCUCUGAAACAAGAGCCUGUUGGCUCAUCCAAGCGCCAUGAUGUGCGGUCCAUCAUUGCCAGCUCUCCUCGGCCUUACUCUGGAAUGUCCUCUCAUCUAGAGCUCAGGCCCGAGCACAGAGGGUCUGACAGGGCCCGCUAUGAGGAGGUAGGUAGCAAAUCACGACCCAGUGCUGUGGUCAGCACCUCCGGUUCUCUGUCCCGUACUUCUCCAUUGGCACUUAGUGGAGAGCAGAGCAGCAGACCCCACCACAGUCCAGUGGGCUAUGAAGAUCACAAAAGAACCGGCUACCCUCCGCCCUCGCACAGAGCCUCUCCACUGUCCAGCAGAGAAUCCUCACAGCGUGCGCAUGAAGGCUCUAGUAAGGCCCAGCAGCAGGAGAGAAAAGCCACUCCCACCCCUCGAGAGGUGAGCUCCACUAAGUCUCCAUUGGCAGUUGGUGAGCACACUGCGUCUUUGGCCUACGAGAGGAUCCUGCAGGGGCUGGGAACGGAUAUGUACCAUGGCCAGAUACCUCUACAAUUUGACCCCUCAACUCUGCCCAGGGGAAUCCAGAUUGAGCCAGCGUAUUACCUGCCCCGUCACCUGCCCCCUGGCCCUGGCUACCCUCACCAUUACCCACCAUACCUGAUCAGAAGUUUCCCUGAAACAGCAGCCCUGGAGAACAGACAAACGCUCUUCAACGACUACAUUACUUCCCAGCAGAUGCACCAGUGGCCAGCCGCUGCUGCCAUGGCUGCCCAGAGACCCGACCUGCUCAGAGGCCUAACACCUCGAGAGCAGUCUCUUAACUUAGCCUACUCACCUACACCCAGAGGAACAUCUGCCUCUCCCAUGGAUCGUAUCGCAUACAUCCCAGGAAGCUCUCCAGCUUUCCCCAGCGGAGCCUACAACACAUCUCCCAUCUCACCAGUGGGAGCCUCUCACAUGAGCAAGAUCCAAGGCAGUUCGACGUCCUCAGAAAGAGAAAGAGAACGGGAGAGGGAGAGAGAGAGAGAGAGGGAAAGAGAGCGAGAUCGUGAGAGAGACCGAGAGCGGGAUCGAGAGAGGGACAGGGAACGAGACCGAGAGAGAGAGCGUGAGAAAGAUCGGGACAGGGACAGAGAAAGAGACAAGUCCCUAGGUCAUGGUAACGUGGAACAUGCCCCUAUAUGGAGACCAGGAGCACCAGAACAGAUGGGUGGCAGCAGCAGCAGCAGUUCUCGUCCCCCAUCUCAUCCAUACAGUCACCAGUCAUCUCCGCUCUCCCCUCGUCCCCAGGACAGCCUGCAGCAGAGACCUAGCGUUCUGCACAACACCAGCUCAAAGAGCCUGGCCAAUUCUGAGCACAACAGUCCCUCUGUGCUGCGGCCACCAGGAUCCGCUCGCUACCAGGGCUUCAGUGGGCACCUUCGGUCUGGUCUAGCCAAUGAGGGUUACCCAUCUGGUACAGACUCAAACGCUAAAGAUUCAAAUAGAGAUGGGGGCAAAAGCCAUGGGCGUGGAGGUCUGCCCAAACAUCAAGACCUUUCAUCCUCUUCCAAGUCUGACCCCAAGCUGGCCAGCCCUGGUGCUGGUGGGUCAUACCCCUCUCCGUACAGCCAGGCCCCUGGUGCCCACCUCGGUCUGCCCACAAGUCGAGGGCACCCCUUGCUGGCUUCCGAAAACAACAGCGGCAGCAGUUCCAUCCCGUCCCGUGGUGGAGAUGGCAUCAGCAGCGCGUCAAGUAGGGAAAAGACUCAAAACAAAGUGAUGUCCAUACAGGAACACGAACUUCGAGCACUCGAGACUGGUGCGCUCGCGACCAACGCCACCUGUGAUGCUCACCAAAAGGCACUAGAACAGCUGUACGGGUCUGAGGACAGACUUUCUCCAGGUCAGCAGCCGCCUUCUGCUGUCAAAGGCUCUCAGAGAGUGGUCACCCUCGCCCAGCACAUUAGUGAGGUGAUCACUAAAGACUACACGCGCCAGUCGCAGCAAGGCCAGAUAGGGGGUCAAUCAUCUCUACAGCCUGUGUUUGGAUAUCACAACUCCCCUGUGCUGGAUCUCACUCGUCCUCCCAGCGCCCCCCAAGCCCAGAACCCCACAGACCUCAACGCCCGCUACACCCCAGAAGGCACUGCUGCUGAGAGGGAAAGAGGGAGAGACAGGUCUCCUUCUCAGAGUAAGGCCUCUCCAGUGAGUCUGGUUGCUGAUGGGAUUGAACCUGUUUCACCACCAGGGGCCAUUUCGGAGCCGGAGACACCAGGAGCUGCCUACCCUAAUGAACAAGCAGAGCAGUGUAUGGGAUCUCGUUCACCCGCCAGCAGCUCUCACCCACCAGCCUUCUUCAGUAAACUGACUGAGAGCAACUCCGCUAUUGUCAAGAGCAAGAAGGAAAUGAUUAAGAAGAUGGUGGUUGGCACAGAGGCUGAAUUCAAUCAGGGCCAACCUGGGACAGAAAUCUUUAAUAUGCCCGCCUCUACAAAUGCAGGACCCGUGAGCGUGCGCAGUCACCCGGCCCCAGAGGCCAGCGGUAAUACUAUAGGUCUGGAGGCCAUCAUCAGGAAAGCCCUCAUGGGCAAGUAUGAUGAACAGAUGGACGAUCGCUCGCCGUCCAACUCUGUCAACUCGAUGAGUGUUAAUGUGCCAGCUGCUGUCGGGCCGCCAGCUUCGGCGGAUGGGCGUUCUGAAGACCCCUACUCCCUGCCAGUUAAAUCCAAAGGAGGGCGCUCUAAUGGUCGCAAGACUAAGUCUCCCGGUCCUGGUCUGUCUGGAGGAGAGAGACCUUCAUCUGUGUCCUCUGUCCACUCUGAGGGAGACUGUAACCGUCACACCCCACUCACCAACAGAGUGUGGGAGGACAGACCCUCAUCUACAGGCCCCACUCCAUUCCCCUGUAACCCCCUGACCAUGCAGAUGCGUCUCCCCAGCGGGAUGAUGUCGGGACCCUCACCUUCCCCAACGCAGCAGGGCACAUCGGCGCCUCCACAGGGCCAGACUCAACCCCGCACCUGGGAGGAAGAACCCAAACCUCUACUGUGCUCUCAAUACGAGACCCUGUCAGACAGCGAGUGAACACACACCUCACGCCGCGUACACUAGGACUGAACGUUUGCUGCUUAUGAACAGAAACUUGUUACUGUAAACAGGGAUGUUCGUGAACACACACGUACUCAUGUCCAUACUGACAUAUGGGAACACACAAGUCCAUCUGCGCUCAUGCCCUCUGAUACCUCUACACACAUAUUCAUGCAUAGAGACACACAUCCCAAAACCCACCCAAGCGCACACACUCACGUCAUCAGUGGAAGUGCAUUACAUGGCUGCAGACGUGUGUUGAUGUGUCAGUGUGUUUGUGAAUGCGCACACGUGUUAGCGUGUGCGUCACUCCAGGACUACUCGUAGGAUGAAUCACUUUUUAGUUUUUUUUUUUUUUUAUAUGA
Molecule: messenger RNA, 8018 nt
Organism: Cyprinus carpio (common carp)
Lineage: Eukaryota; Metazoa; Chordata; Actinopteri; Cypriniformes; Cyprinidae
Gene: ncor2
Product: nuclear receptor corepressor 2-like
Exons: 48
Coding region: 526-7650 (2374 amino acids)
Biological process (GO): negative regulation of transcription by RNA polymerase II
Molecular function (GO): transcription corepressor activity
Source: RefSeq, a predicted model, not a curated record